This is a messenger RNA of Balaenoptera acutorostrata (minke whale), 994 nucleotides long. RefSeq names its product POP7 homolog, ribonuclease P/MRP subunit (gene POP7). Gene Ontology annotation, cellular component: ribonuclease MRP complex; nucleus; nucleolar ribonuclease P complex. Bases 309 to 731 code for a protein of 140 amino acids. Gene Ontology annotation, molecular function: nucleic acid binding. The record is from RefSeq and is a predicted model, not a curated record. Lineage: Eukaryota; Metazoa; Chordata; Mammalia; Artiodactyla; Balaenopteridae. Gene Ontology annotation, biological process: tRNA 5'-leader removal. The transcript has 2 exons.
GCUCCGACCCGCACGGCCAAGCGCGCUCCUAGCGUGCCCGGCGGGCGCGGCCCGGAUGCCCGUCGCCCCCGACCCCCCCCGGCACGUGACCCGGGAGCCCGGUGCCUCACGUGACACAGCCUGCUGCGGGCCGGGGGGGUGGUGAGGGUGUCCCCAGGGUGCUCCCCGGCUGCCCCCCCGCACGUGAUGCGCGACCAUCGCGACGAAGGCCGCCGCUAGCGGCAUCGCCCGCCUCCCGGACGGUCGGCUUCCUCCGGGAAGGCCGCCUGGAUUGAAGGAGACCACGUACAACCCAGAGGGCAAACAGCAUGGCCGAAAACCGAGAGCCCCGCGGAGCCAUCGAGGCUGAGCUGGACCCAGUGGAGUACACCCUGCGGAAGCGGCUCCCCCAUCGCCUGCCCCGGAGGCCCAAUGACAUUUAUGUCAACAUGAAGACUGACUUUAAGGCCCAGCUGGCCCGCUGCCAGAAACUGCUGGAUGGAGGGGCUCGGGGUCAGAACGCAUGCAAUGAGAUCUACAUCCACGGCUUGGGCCUGGCCAUCAACCGCGCCAUCAACAUUGCCUUACAGCUGCAGGCUGGCAGCUUCGGGUCCUUGCAGGUGGCUGCCAAUACCUCCACCGUGGAGCUUGUCGAUGAACUGGAACCGGAGAUUGAUACGCGAGAGCCGCUGACCCGGAUCCGCAACAACUCGGCCAUCCACAUCCGUGUCUUCAGGGUCACACCCAAGUGAUUGAGAUGAGGCUGGCCCACCUUAUCCACCCACCCCCGUACAGCUAGGCUCAGAUGUGGCUCUUCUUGUACUGAGUACUGUCAUGGACCUUCUACCAGAGCCAUGUAGGGAAAAGCCUGUCCCCUCGCAGCCCAGAGGACUCUGAAUUGAGAGGGCGAAUAUUGUCUUUGUUGGGCCCAAGCAGUGGGGCCUCCUGAAUCUUUGCGGUCUGUAACCAUUGUCCUAUACAAUAAAAAGUAUCAAGUUGUGUUGGUGCCCGGCCA